GUCACUGGCUGCGGGUGUAUAAAUACCCGAGCGGCUCAGUGUUGCCUUAGUGUCAGGCGAUCCGUGGAGGGGAACCGGAGAUACCGACAGAAUGGGCUACGGGGCCGGACGCGAUAAGUAUGAGCCUGCGGCUACCUCUGAACAUGGAGCCAAGAAGAAGAAUAAGAAGGAGAAGGAGAAGGACAUGGACGAGCUCAAGAAGGAAGUCUCCAUGGAUGACCACAAGAUGAACUUGGACGAGCUCCAUCGCAAGUACGGGACAGACCUGCAGCAGGGUCUGACCACGGCUCGGGCGGCCGAGAUCCUGGCACGUGACGGUCCCAACGCGCUGACCCCACCGCCCACCACCCCAGAGUGGGUGAAGUUUUGUCGCCAGCUCUUCGGGGGCUUCUCUAUGCUGCUGUGGAUUGGAGCCAUACUUUGCUUCCUUGCUUACGGUAUCCUGGUAGCCACGGAGGGUGAGGCUCAGAAUGACAAUCUCUACCUCGGUGUGGUUUUGUCCGCUGUCGUUAUCAUCACUGGCUGUUUCUCCUACUACCAAGAAGCUAAAAGCUCUAAGAUCAUGGAGUCCUUCAAGAACAUGGUUCCUCAGCAAGCCCUGGUUAUCCGUAGCGGCGAGAAGUUGAGCAUCAAUGCAGAGGGUGUAGUUCUGGGCGACCUCGUGGAGGUGAAGGGUGGUGACAGAAUCCCCGCCGAUCUGCGGAUCAUCUCGUCUCACGGCUGCAAGGUGGAUAACUCUUCCCUGACCGGAGAAUCGGAGCCACAGACUCGCUCUCCAGAAUUCACCAACGAGAACCCUCUGGAGACCAGGAACAUCGCCUUCUUCUCCACCAACUGUGUGGAAGGUACCGCUCGUGGCAUUGUAGUGAACACCGGUGACCGCACAGUGAUGGGUCGCAUCGCCACGCUGGCCUCGGGUCUGGAGGGAGGACGCACUCCCAUCGCUGUUGAGAUCGAGCACUUUAUUCAUAUCAUUACCGGGGUGGCCGUCUUCCUGGGUGUCUCGUUCUUCAUCCUGUCUCUCAUCCUGCAAUACUCCUGGCUUGAGGCCGUUAUCUUCCUCAUCGGUAUCAUCGUGGCCAACGUGCCGGAGGGACUGCUGGCCACCGUCACAGUGUGCCUUACACUCACCGCCAAGCGCAUGGCCCGCAAGAACUGCCUGGUGAAGAACCUGGAGGCCGUGGAAACUCUUGGAUCUACCUCCACCAUCUGCUCCGACAAGACCGGGACCCUCACGCAGAACCGCAUGACGGUCGCACACAUGUGGUUCGAUAACCAGAUCCACGAGGCCGACACCACCGAGAACCAGAGCGGUGCUUCUUUCGAUAAAAGCUCCCCUACGUGGGCAGCCCUCUCCCGCGUGGCGGGUCUGUGUAACCGCGCCGUGUUCCAGGCCGGACAGGAGAACACCCCCAUUCUGAAGAGAGAUGUUGCCGGCGACGCGUCCGAGUCGGCUCUGCUGAAAUGCAUUGAGCUCUGCUGCGGCUCCGUGAAAGAAAUGAGAGCGAAGAACCCCAAAAUGGCCGAAAUUCCCUUCAACUCAACCAACAAAUACCAGCUGUCCGUUCACAAGAACGCUGAUCCCUCCGAGGGCCGCUACCUGCUGGUGAUGAAGGGCGCGCCGGAGCGGAUCCUGGACCGCUGCUCCUCCAUCUUGCUGCAGGGCAAAGAGCAGCCGCUGGACGAGGAGCUGAAGGACGCUUUCCAGAACGCGUAUCUGGAGCUGGGCGGCCUGGGAGAGCGAGUGCUCGGUUUCUGCCACCUGUCGCUGCCAGACGACCAGUUUCCCGACGGCUUCAACUUCGACACGGAGGAGGUGAACUUCCCCACCGAUAACCUGUGUUUUGUCGGCCUGAUCUCCAUGAUUGACCCGCCUCGUGCCGCCGUGCCAGACGCUGUCGGGAAAUGCCGCAGUGCCGGAAUAAAGGUCAUCAUGGUGACUGGAGACCACCCGAUCACCGCCAAGGCCAUCGCAAAGGGCGUGGGUAUCAUCUCCGAGGGCAACGAGACCGUGGAAGACAUCGCUGCCAGACUGAACAUCCCCGUCAACCAGGUCAACCCCAGGGAUGCCAAGGCUUGUGUGAUCCACGGCUCUGACCUGAAAGAUAUGACCGCCGAGCAAAUCGACGACAUCCUGAGAUACCACACGGAGAUCGUGUUUGCCAGAACCUCGCCCCAGCAGAAGCUCAUCAUUGUGGAGGGCUGCCAGAGACAGGGUGCCAUCGUGGCCGUGACGGGUGACGGUGUGAACGAUUCUCCGGCUCUGAAGAAGGCCGACAUCGGCAUCGCCAUGGGUAUCGCCGGCUCGGACGUCUCCAAACAGGCGGCCGACAUGAUCCUGCUGGAUGAUAACUUCGCUUCCAUUGUCACCGGUGUGGAAGAAGGGCGUCUGAUUUUUGAUAACUUGAAGAAGUCCAUCGCCUACACCCUCACCAGCAACAUCCCUGAGAUCACCCCCUUCCUCAUCUUCAUCAUCGCCAACAUUCCCCUGCCCCUGGGCACAGUCACCAUCCUGUGUAUCGAUCUGGGCACAGACAUGGUUCCCGCGAUCUCGCUGGCGUACGAACAGGCGGAGAGCGACAUCAUGAAGAGACAGCCGAGAAACCCCAAGACCGACAAACUAGUGAAUGAGAGGCUGAUCAGCAUGGCGUACGGGCAGAUCGGGAUGAUCCAGGCCCUCGGCGGCUUCUUCUCGUACUUUGUGAUCCUGGCGGAGAAUGGCUUCCUUCCGUGGACGCUGCUCGGCAUCCGGGUGAGCUGGGACGACCGCUGGACGAACGACGUCGAGGACAGCUACGGGCAGCAGUGGACCUACGAGCAGAGGAAGAUCGUGGAGUUCACCUGUCACACCGCUUUCUUCGUCAGCAUCGUGGUUGUUCAGUGGGCAGAUCUGAUCAUCUGUAAAACCCGAAGGAAUUCCGUCUUCCAGCAGGGCAUGAAGAACAAGAUCCUGAUCUUCGGUCUGUUUGAAGAAACUGCUCUGGCCGCCUUCCUGUCCUACUGCCCGGGAAUGGACGUCGCGCUGCGCAUGUACCCACUCAAGCCCACAUGGUGGUUCUGUGCCUUCCCGUACUCCCUGCUCAUCUUCAUAUACGACGAGGUCCGUAAGCUCAUCAUCCGCCGCAGCCCAGGGGGUUGGGUGGAGAGGGAGACCUACUACUAAACGCAGCGGCUUUGUCCCAACAUUUCACAGCCCCCCCCCAUCUGCCUGCUCCCACUCGCCCCCGCUACCCCCCCCCCACCUGUGUGCACCUGUCUGGCUCGGCCUGUUCCGUGGAUGAGAUGCGUUUUGGCGGCGGGCGUGCUGCGGCCCCUGCGGAGCUCUCAUUGUGCCUUCUUUGGUUCUGUUUUUGUAAAGGAGCACGAAGAGAUGUUUUAUAAAUCUGCAUUUUUACAAAUAAAGGCGAGUUUGAAUCGG
This is a messenger RNA of Spea bombifrons (plains spadefoot toad), 3418 nucleotides long. It is a transcript of the gene ATP1A1, whose product is annotated as ATPase Na+/K+ transporting subunit alpha 1. Gene Ontology annotation, biological process: sodium ion export across plasma membrane; intracellular potassium ion homeostasis; intracellular sodium ion homeostasis. The record is from RefSeq and is a predicted model, not a curated record. NCBI's taxonomy places the organism in Eukaryota, Metazoa, Chordata, Amphibia, Anura, Pelobatidae. The transcript is spliced from 23 exons. Gene Ontology annotation, cellular component: membrane. Gene Ontology annotation, molecular function: P-type sodium:potassium-exchanging transporter activity; ATP hydrolysis activity; ATP binding. Bases 92 to 3163 code for a protein of 1023 amino acids.